CGCGACCUCCUCAUUCCCCACAAACAAGCAACGUGCGCGCUCUAAAUAAUCACCCACGGCGUCGGAGGGGCAGUCAGGCGGGGCAUAUAAGUCUCGCCGUGCUGGCGCUGGCAUCGAGCAGCACAGCGACCUCGGCCCUCCAGCUCCCCCUCCAGCAGCUUCCGGACAUGAUGGCGUCUCUGCGCUCCGCGCUCGCGGCCACGCUCGGCAUGUCGCUCGUGGCCUCGGCCUCAGCCUUCAACAUCACGCACUACCCGCCUGCCGCCGACUCGUGGUACAACCUCACAUGGGCGCUGAACGGCACCGGCGCUCCGGGCAUCUUCUCAAGCAGCGCGACCCCGGACGCAGAGUACGGCGUGUACAACUGUGAGUGGUGCAACAUGCCACACGUGCGCAAGACAGAGUACAAGCCCCCCGCGUGCGAGUACUCGCUCAAGUAUGUCGAGGUCAUCCAGCGGCACCACAAGCGGACGCCGUACGCGUCCAACACGUUCUUCAAGGAGGACGUGCAGUGGGACUGUACCCGCGAAGGGCCGUACGCGUACGCGCGCGCCGACGACUUUGACACGACCCCCGUGUCGUGGCAGGCGCAGACGGGCACGCUCAACCCGUUCGAGAAGGCCGUCGGGCCGGGGUUCGUCAACUCGACGUGCCAGUUCCCGGCCAUUACUAGCCAAGGUCUCGACGAUGCCCGCACACACGGCUCGGACCUGUACGGCGUGUACCACACGCUCCUCGGCUUCCUCCCCGACCCGUCCGACACGGCUGCGUACGCCUUCCGCGUGACGAACAAUGUGAUCACGUCGCAGACGCUCAGUGGAUUCGUCAAGGGCCUGUUCCCGCAGGCGCCAGCGUACGCCGCGUGGAUCCAGCGCAGCGCGUUCGACUCGCUCGAGCCGGCUUUCUCCUGCCCGCUCCAAGGCACCGUGAACGGCGCGUACGAGGGCUCCAACCCCGACUGGACGGCACACCUCACCGCCAGCGCGGCCCUGCGCGCGCGUUUCAACGCCGUGUCGGGCAUCGCGGCCGACGACAGCGCGGGCUGGCAGUCAUCGUGGGACCACCCUUACGACAACCUCUCGGCCAAGCAGUGCCACGGCAAGCCGCUCCCCUGCUCGCUGAACAACACGGCCCUGUGCGUGUCCCAGGCGGACGCGGACUCGAUCUACCGUCUCGGCAACUACGAGUACGCGUACCGCUGGCGCGGGGCGGCCAACAGCACGCUGUAUAGCGCGCUCAAGAUGGGCGCGUGGUUCAACGAGCUGGUCGGGCACAUGGACGGCGCGAUCAGCGGGUCCAACAAGAUCAAGUAUCUGCACAACUUCGCGCACGACGGCUCAGUCUCCCCCGUGCUCGGCCUGCUCCAGAUCGCGCACCCCGUCUGGCCGGGCAUGGGCUCCGAGGUCGUCUUCGAGCUCUGGGAGAACGCGAAGACCAAGGCGCAUGCCGUGCGCGUGCUCUGGUCGGGCAAGCCGCUCGUCACCUCCACCCCGCUCGGCACGCUCGACAUGGUCCCGUACGACAAGUUUGUCGCGUACCUCCAAGCGAGCAUCCCCGCCGACUUGGUCGCCGCGUGCUACUCGUCGUAGCGAGGUGUUUGGGGCCGGCGCGCGCCGCGUAACGGAAAGUCCAGCUUUAGAAUUAAUCGUGAAUGAAUAAAUGCCUCAG
This is a messenger RNA of Vanrija pseudolonga, 1668 nucleotides long. RefSeq names its product Counting factor 60 (gene cf60). Gene Ontology annotation, molecular function: phosphatase activity. Gene Ontology annotation, biological process: dephosphorylation. NCBI's taxonomy places the organism in Eukaryota, Fungi, Basidiomycota, Tremellomycetes, Trichosporonales, Trichosporonaceae. The transcript has 9 exons. The record is from RefSeq and is a predicted model, not a curated record. Bases 168 to 1589 code for a protein of 473 amino acids.